AUGACCCCAACUACCACAACCACUACCACCAUCAUUACCCCAACUAUCAACAGACACAACCACUACCACCAUCACGACCCCAACUAUCACAACCACUACCACCAUCAUGACCCCAACUAUCACAAUCACUACCACCAUCAUGACCCCAACUAUCACAAUCACUACCACCACCACCAUGACCCCAACUAUUACAACCACUACCACCAUCAUGACUCCAUCUAUCACAACCAAUACCACCACCAUGACCCCAACUCUAUCACAAUCACUACCACCAUCAUGACCCCAACUAUCACAAUCACUACCACCAUCAUGACCCCAACUAUCACAAUCACUACCACCACCAUGACCCCAACUAUUACAACCACUACCACCAUCAUGACUCCAUCUAUCACAAUCACUACCACCACCAUGACCCCAAAUAUCACAACCACUACCACCACCAUGACCCCAACUCUAUCACAAUCACUACCACCAUCAUGA
Molecule: messenger RNA, 480 nt
Organism: Gigantopelta aegis
Lineage: Eukaryota; Metazoa; Mollusca; Gastropoda; Neomphalida; Peltospiridae
Product: lateral signaling target protein 2 homolog
Exons: 1
Coding region: 1-480 (159 amino acids)
Source: RefSeq, a predicted model, not a curated record